Molecule: messenger RNA, 426 nt
Organism: Tauraco erythrolophus (red-crested turaco)
Lineage: Eukaryota; Metazoa; Chordata; Aves; Musophagiformes; Musophagidae
Source: RefSeq, a predicted model, not a curated record
UAUAUCCGUUUGUCAUGCGACACGGACUCCGAAACACUCUAUGAUCUCAUGACCCAGCAUUGGCACCUGAAAACCCCUAACCUCGUCAUCUCUGUCACUGGGGGUGCAAAGAACUUUGCACUCAAGCCUCGGAUGCGCAAGAUAUUCAGCAGGCUGAUCUACAUUGCCCAGUCCAAAGGGGCCUGGAUUUUCACAGGAGGCACGCAUUACGGGCUGAUGAAGUACAUCGGGGAAGUGGUCAGAGACAACACCAUCAGUCGGACCUCAGAAGAGAACGUGGUGGCUAUUGGCAUAGCGGCCUGGGGCAUGAUUUCCAACCGAGAAAGUCUGGUUCGCAGCGGAGAUAAUGACGUAAGAAACAUGUACGGCCUGGUGGGGAAACAAAGAGGAGGCUCAGAUGAUGUCCCUGACUGGCCGCUGCCCUCA